GUUCUUCAUACCUGAGAUUCUUUUUUGUAUAUGUAUAGUUUAUUUUGAAAUAUUCAAAUAUUAAUUUUCAAACCACUCAUUACAUUGUUUUGUGUUUUGUCUUUCAGAAGCUCAGUGUCAACUUAACAUGAAGUCUAAGUUAAUUAAAAAGUUCCAGUGUGUGUUUGAGGGGAUUGCUAGAACAGGCAACCCAACUCUUCUGAACAAGAUCUACACAGAGCUCUACAUCAUAGAGGAGGAGAAUACAGAGGCCAGUGAUAAACAUGAGCUUUCAGUCUACUGAAGGAAGGAGAGAAAGACCUGAAGAAAAGCUUUGACUGAUACCAGGAAGCAGCUUUUAGUCGUGUCAAUGCUCAGAGCUGAAAUGGAAUGUCUCUUUCAACUCUGGGGACUGCAAGGAAAAAAACUAUGAAGGUAGAAAGUGUGUGUGAGCUGAGGUGAAUUCAGCAGCAUGGAUCAAUGUGAAGACACAGAUGAGACCGUUCCUUUGCUCCGGGGUCAGAAGAAUCGGAGCAAAGCUCAGAGUGCAGGACAGCAGAGCACACAGCAUUCUGCAGGACCUGAAUCAGAACCCAGCAGCGAGUCCUCCAAUCCGGUCUCAACAUGUCUGCAGUGGUGUUGCAUUCUCUGUAAUACUCAGAGACCAAACUCCCCUGAAGCUGGACCUGAACCCAUGCCAGAAUCUCAGCCAGUACUGGGAUUUGAACCAAGACAUGAACCUGAGCCUAAACCCAUACCUGAACCAGUACUUACUGAAUCAGAACCUGCUGAAUCAGAAGUAGAGCUUAUGUCUGAACCUGCUGUAUUUGAACCUGAACCCACACCUGAACUUGUGCCAGGACCUCAGCCAGUAAUGGAAUUUGAACCAGGAUCUGAAUCUGUUCUUAAACCUGAGCCUGAACCUGUGCCUGAAUCUCUACCUGUUGAAGUAGAAGAGCAACCCGGACCUGAACCUGUCUCUCAGCCUGAAUGUGUUCCUGUAAUCAUUCAAAAUCAGCUUGAUGCUGCUGCACCCAGUUCUUCCAGGUCACAGAUCCACAGACUUGGCAAAGCGAACUCUGAGGAUCAGGAUAAACGAUGCGAAGAGAUUCGCACACUGUGGGACGACCAUUCUGAACUAAAGCGUUGGCUGGUGGAAACUUUGGAAGAUUUGGACACCAAGGAGCUGAAAUAUUUCCACUGGUACCUGCAGAAUGCAGAUGAAUCAGUGGACGGCUUCAGUUCGAUUAGAAAGAGUCGUCUGGAGCAUGCGGACAGGUUGGACACUGUAGAUCUGAUGGUGCAGAUGUACACCACCACCACCAGAGAGGUGACGGAGAAGAUUUUAACAAAGCUCAAUAGCAUUAAAGAAAAACGUUUUCCUGAUGAGAUGCUGCAGGAUGAUCCUUCCAUUCCAGCUGCUGCAGCAGAUAAAGAGGUGUCCCUGAUGCUGAGUGACUUUAUUAAGAAAGUGUCAAAAGAAACCCUUACACAGCUCUUGGAGUCUCUGAUAACAGAAAACGUUCUGACUGAUUUGGAAAGGGAUUCCAUACUCGAGGAGAACCACACCAGAGCAAAUAAGGCCAGCUGCUUUGCUGAUAUUGUGAGGGAAAAAGGAGAUGAAGCCUGCAAGAGGAUGAUUGUACAUCUUGAAAUAAUAAAUCAUUCACUAUUCUCUGAGUUGGGUUUGCCCUCUGGACACAGAUCUAAAUCUGAAACUAUAUCACAGCCUGAAAAUAUACCUGAGCCUGCACCUGUACCUCGUCCUGAGCCUGAACAAUAUUCAUCUUCUCCUCAGAAUCCUCAGAUCCACAGACCUGACAAUGUGGUCUCCGAGGAUCAGGAUCAGCACACAGAGGACAACCAUGCUCAAUGGCUGCAGGAAACUUUAGAGGAUUUGGACAUCAGUGACCUGAAGGAUUUCCAGCAGUACCUGUGCAAAUCAGAAAUAGACCUGGAGAUACUACUAAAGGAUCUGGGCUUGGAGCAGUACUACAGAGAGAAGCUGUCACUCAGCAAGAUACAGGAGAUUGAUGAGAAGACCAUUAACGAUGAGCCUGUGAAGUGCAAAUCAAACAUUCCCUGGUAUUUUCUAAAGAAACUUAUGAUGGUUAAUGUGACAGCUAGGGAUACAAAAUGCACAUCAGUAGGUGAGCCAAACUGCAACGAUACAUGGGCUUUAAAAUUAAACAUUAAAUCAGAUACAGAUGACAGGUUAAACGCUCUUGACAUAAUCACUGCUCUCUUUCUCUGUUCUGAUGGUUUUGUACAACAAGAAAUGGCACUAAAAAUGUCAAUGUGUCAGUUCUCUGUACCUCUGCUGCUUCCCAACUGUGACACGACACAGUGUACACUCAUGCUGUGGGCCAUGAGAGGCAUUGUGAAAAAGUACAGACCUCAACAUCUUUUAGAAUCCAAAGGCUUCAAUGAAGAAAGAAUUGUUCAUUCUCAACUUCCAAUGGUCUCUUUUGUGAGACUGGGUGAAUGCUCCUUGUCCAAGUCAGAGAUCCUCAACAAGCUUCUGAGCAGUUCUCAGCAGUACCAUGACACCUUUGUUCACCACAACAUGGAGUGUGGAGACAGUCCAAGAAAAAUAUCCAAUGGACUGACUGAAAUUACCUGGUACUUUCCUUGUGGAAACCACAACAUGGACAUUUUUGUUGAGCCAGUUGCUAUAGCUAACCUUCAUGGUGACAUUGCUUCAUUUGAAACACAAUUCUCCUUUCUAUGUCAGACCUCUGCAGCAGUGUUUCUAUUCUUUGAUAAUUUGGACUCUGGAUGUAAGCUGCUAAUGAACCAAAACCACAAAGCACAGAUCUUCUUGGUAGGAAACCAACAGAACAAGAGCUUCAGUUCAAGCACUUUGAAGGAGGUAGCAACCAAGUUAAAACUGACCCACAACAACAUCAUAAUAAAGACAAAACAGAAAAAUGACUUAGACUUUGUGAAAUGUUUGAGAGAAUCAAUCAGUAAUGUAGUUGGGAACUCGAGGAUGAAGAUGUCAGUAGAGCAGAUGGCUGAUGUGGCUCAUGAACUGGGAAUAUUGGUUGAUGAAGAUUCUCCAGAGUGCCAGGCUGGAAAGCAAAAAGCAGAUGCCAUCACUGAAGACAUUACAGACAUCCUUAAAUACAAAGAAGAUCAGCUUCCCUUGCAAGGAGAAACAUGGAAGGAACUGACGUUCUUGGAGAAGGAAGAAUUUCGACUUAGAAAAGUUGGUUCUGAAAACAUAGAGCAGUACAAGAGUGAUCUUCAGGUGCAUAAAGAUAAACUGAGGAAAAAGCAGAACUCUUAUGACAUGUCAGCAGCUAUGACUUGUUUCAUUGAUGCCAUAUCCAGCUCAAGAACAGAGAGGUGUUAUUUCCUGAAAUGGAUGCGAAUGAACCUUGAUAACUUAUCUUGUAGAAAACUGUCUGGACUCAGGGAGCUGUACAAAGAGAAGUGUAAAGGUUCUGAGAACAAAGAAGAGAUCAAAGAAAUUGACAGACAACUUUCCAACAGCUCACUGGGAACUGAACACUUCUUCCGUGAAAUGGGUCAGAUCUACGAAGCUUCGGUUUCCCUUCCAGAAACAGACCCUUACCGUAAACAGUUGCAGCAUCUGCCCAAACUCAGUGCACAGUUGUUACUUGAUGGAUUUCCUCUUGAGCUUGUAGAUGGAGAUGCUUCCAACAUACCUCUCAGAUGGGUGAGUGAUGUUCUCUCUCAGCUCAAUGACUUGGUGUCUCCAAAGAACAAGAUCAUGGUCGUCACAGUGCUUGGAGUUCAGAGCACAGGAAAGUCCACUCUCCUUAACACCAUGUUUGGAGUUCAGUUUGCAGUCAGCAGUGGUCGAUGCACUCAAGGUGCCUUCAUGCUGCUCAUCAAAGUCAAUGAAGACGUCAAAAAAGAUCUCAACUGUGACUUCAUGGUGAUCAUCGACACUGAGGGCUUAAAGUCACCAGAGCUGGCACAGCUGGACAACAGCCAUGAACAUGACAAUGAGCUUGCAACACUUGUCGUGGGGCUGAGUGAUAUCACCAUUAUCAAUAUUGCAAUGGAGAAUUCAACCGAAAUGAAGGACAUCCUGCAGAUAGUGGUGCAUGCUUUCCUCAGGAUGAAGGAGGGGGGAAAAAAGCCCAAAUGUCAGUUUGUUCACCAGAACGUUUCUGAUGUUUCAGCCCAUGAGAACAACCUGAGAGACAGGAAACUGCUCUUGCAACAGCUGAAUGAGAUGACCCAGGCAGCAGCUAAAAUGGAAAAGAAAGAGAAGAACAAGAGCUUCACUGAUGUGAUGGAGUACAAUCCAGACACUGGGAACUGCUACGUUCCUGGACUCUGGAAUGGAAACCCACCAAUGGCACCAGUCAAUGCAGGAUACAGUGAGGCUGUUUAUGAGCUCAAGAAAAACAUCCUCCAUCUACUGGGAGAGAGUGAAGCAUCUGCUAAUAACAUCUUGGAGUUUAGAGAAUGGAUGACCAGUCUGUGGAAUGCAGUAAAACAUGAAAACUUCAUCUUCAGCUUCAGAAACAGCCUCGUAGCUGAUGCAUACAUGAGACUCUGCACAGAGUUCAACAAAUGGAAGUUGGAGUUCAAGAAAGAAAUGUACACCUGGGUUACCAAAGCAGAGACGAGAAUCUCUAAUUUUGGUACAGUUGCUGCAACAUCUGCAGCAUCUGACAUGACACAACUCCUCACUCAGCUGAAAAUUGAAGCUGCAUCAGUGCUGUCUGAAUGGGAGACCAAGCUCCUGGACAAUCUGAAGGAAUACUUCAAGCAAACAGAGGGUCAUGUUUAUCUGGUUGAAAGAUACAGAGAGGAUUUUAUCAACAGUGCAAAGAGCCUUCGACGAGAAUUAGAAAACUCUGUAAUUAACCAGCUCACAGCAGCAGCUGAUAUCAGACGGGGAAUGAAAGAACUGGAUGAAAUCAAGAAGAAUCACACAACAGUAAUAGAGAAAGCAGUGUGUGAGUUAAUUGAUGAAUGUCGAAAGAAAAAAGUUGAGAUGACAGAGACAGAGCUGGACACGGAAUUUGAUAAGAUGUGGAGUGAAACACUCAAUAUGUUGUCCUUCUCUAGACAAAACCCCAAAGAUGUCUAUGACAGUGUGUCCCACUGUCUGAGAAAUAAUCUGUCAACAAAGGGGAGCCAUGCUCAUAAACUUUUGAGUGAAAAAAACAUCAAAGAUUGUGGGUUGGAACCUUUUAAAUGCAAAGCUGAUGGAACCUGGAAACAAUUUAAAAAUGUAUUAACCACAUUGUCCUUUAAAGAUUUUGUCAAGAUGAGACAAGAAAAAGCUGACAGCAUCAUAGAUUUCAGCACUCAGUUUGUAGCUGAAAAACUGGGAAGAAAAUGUGAUUAUCAUGACACUUACAUUCAGGAGAUCCUUCACAUCAUUGAUGAACGUCUAGAAAAAUUGCCUGAUAUGAACAGAGAUAUUGAGUUUGAGGUUUCUCUAAAACAGCACAUCUGUGGAUUUGCAGCCAGAUGCUUUCAGGAAAUGCAUUUAGAGUUUCUACGUGUCAACGAUCCUCGUAGAUGUCUGGAUGAAAACAAAGAAAAGUUCCGAGAUGAUUUCAAAGAUGUGUUCCAUGAACGAGACCAGUGUCAGAAGAAGGCUGCAGAAUUCACAGAACAAUGUCUGAAGCCUGCUGUUGAGGACUUUGUCAACCGUUCCCUUGAUCCUGAUAUCAUUGAUGAAAUGCUGACGAAGGAGCAGUUCAGCACACGAAAGUCCUUCCAGUAUUCACUUUUACUGGAUAUGCUAUCAGAUGAUAAGUUUGAUGAUUUCUACAGAUAUUGUUCUUCUUAUGAAAUUUAUGUAAAAGAAAAAAUUCUUCAACAAGUGAAGAAACAUUUUUCAAACAGCUCUGCAACGUUUGAGUUUGAGGACAGACACCUUAAGUCAAGGUUCAACAGCAUAAAUGACGCCAUCAAACACACCAAAGAAAAGAAGUGCGGUGACUUGAAGACAUUUGUUGAAGAAAUGUGCAAAGAACUUUGUAAUAAACUGGUCAUUUCCCAGGAUGCCCUUGGUGCUUUCAUGACCCUGAACAAUUCUGACCAGGAUCAGUUUGCUUACUGGCUCACAGUGUCUGUGGAGGACAUGGCAGAAACUCUCAGAGUGAAGUUCAAAACUACACCCUUUGAAACAAAACUCAAACGUCUCCAUGUGAAUCCUCAGAAUGAGCUUUUCAACAUAGUGGUUGGUUGUGGAAAACAGUGUCCAUUCUGCAAAGUUCCCUGUGAAGCAGGAGGAAGAGCCCACCCUGAACACUUUGCUGUUUUGCAUCGGCCACAGGGUCUGGGUAAUCGCAGGUUUACCGCAACAGGAAAAUUCGUCACUGACAUUUGCACAUCAUCCGUGAUCAGUGACAACAGAUUUUACUGUGCCACAAAUGGUAAAUGGCAUCCUUACAAGAAUUACAAAGAAUUUUUUCCAGACUGGAACAUCUUUCCAGAUUCCAGCCUUGAGGCAUCAGACUACUGGAAAUAUGUGAUGGUAAAAUACAACAAAGAUUUUGCCAAAGCUUAUUAUGCAGAACCUGCUGACAUCCCUGAUUCUUGGACAAAGAUCUCAAAAGGAGAGGCAAAAGCGAGCCUUCAAGUUUCAUUUGGGAUUAAAUGAGGAUGUUAUUCCUCCUAAACUCUUUCUCAUCUCUAGAGAAAUACAUUGAGAAUGCCCACUGAGGGCUCUUAUUUAUGUUUUUAUGUACACUAAUGGUGAAAGGUUUGGACAAGAAGGCCGAAGAAUUCACCCGGAGCCAGAAGUUAGGGAUUUAAUUGAUUGUUUCCUGCUGAUAUCAUUGAUUAAAUACUUGCCAACAAACAGUUCAGCACAAGGACGUUUUCCAGUAUUCAGUUUUACUUGAUUUGCUUUCAUAGGAUGACUAUAAAAGCUAUUUGUGCUACAUUUGUUCAUAUGAGAAUUAUGUUAACAAAAAGGAUUCUCCAAUGAUUCUUUAUGAUUUCGCCAAAGAAUACAAUGCAGAACCUGCUGACAUUCCUUGUUCUUGGAGAGAAAUCACUUAUGAAUAUGGGAAUAUGCAAAAGCGAGGCUUCAAGAGUUUUACAGGAUGAAGUGAGCCUUUUUUUUUUCUCAGAAGCUGCUUCUAGUCUACUGAGGGGGAAAUGGAGGGUCCAUGCCGAAAGGACCCAUAUUUAUUUAAUUUUAUUUUUUCAUUUAUUGGUGUAUGUGUGUGCUCAUAAAACAAGUUCAUUUAAUCAAAGUUGAUUAAAGUAUUUACUGAUUAUUGUGGCUGUAUAGAAUUUACAUGACAAAAAGGCUUUGCUGUCAUCCGCAUGGAAAUAUUAUUAUUAUUGUACUUUUUACAAUUAAGUUUUUUUAAUACAUAUGAAUAUAUUUUAACAGAUUUGAAGCAGAACUAAUUAAUCUUUUAUUGUAAUAAUGUUGUAUUUUGUGCUUCUUUUCAGCUGAUUGGCAUGAAGAUGUACAUCAGCUACUUGGUUAGAUUUUAGUUUCAGGGCAUAUGAAAAGCUGGGUUUCUGAAUUCACUGCUCAAUGGAUAAAUAUUACAAAAGUAGAAGCAAGAGAUCAACAGUUAUUAAACAUAAAGUAAGGAUAUUAUUCUACAUAACUUCUAGUCAAAAGAAGGAUGCACCUAACUGUCUUAAAUUCAUUAUUUUAUUGUCUCUUGUUUUUUUUUUAUUUUUGUAAAAAAAAAGGGUGAAAUUUAUUAUUUAGCUCAACUCUCAGUCUAAUUUAAGUUUUCUUACAUCUAAUUCUCUUUGUAAUCAGCAGAAAUUAUUGAAAUCUGCUGCUUUGGUUUAAAAGGCUUUUAUUGACUGUUUUGUUUCGGUAAAAAAAAAUAUAAUGUUUGUGAUUUUUGGAAGAAUUGUAGAAUUUCUUUCAUAUAACAAAAAGUUUUAAAGGAAAUAAAUCUGCAUUCUUUAUAUUCAUGGGGUAAUCACAAUAUCUGAAAACUUAAUAAAGGGACAAAAUCUGCA
This is a messenger RNA of Melanotaenia boesemani (Boeseman's rainbowfish), 7923 nucleotides long. RefSeq names its product interferon-induced very large GTPase 1-like. Gene Ontology annotation, molecular function: GTP binding; GTPase activity. The coding region runs from base 452 to 6583 and encodes 2043 amino acids. NCBI's taxonomy places the organism in Eukaryota, Metazoa, Chordata, Actinopteri, Atheriniformes, Melanotaeniidae. The transcript is spliced from 12 exons. The record is from RefSeq and is a predicted model, not a curated record. Gene Ontology annotation, biological process: regulation of apoptotic process.